Molecule: messenger RNA, 303 nt
Organism: Haemonchus placei
Lineage: Eukaryota; Metazoa; Nematoda; Chromadorea; Rhabditida; Trichostrongylidae
Source: the annotation of a GenBank genome assembly
AUGCCAUUGCGAAGCGUCACCGGCGUUGGUUUCAUCGUGCAUCCAUCUGUCGUCCAUCUCGUCGAUUCUCAUGAGGCGCAGUCUCCUGGCUUUGCCAUCCUACGCCUACGACAUUCGCGCCUGAAGACAAUCUCUAUCGUUAACUGCUACUCUCCUUCCUCUACAUCUAACGGAGUAGAGAUCGAUGCGUCCUACGACCAACUUGAGGAAAUCAUUCACAACGAAAAGACCUUUUGCAAGUUUGUUGUUGGAGAUUUCAACGCUAGGUCUGGCGAAGCACAAGAGGAGGGGUUCGGGAUUUGA